AUGGCUGAUGAAUUAAUUAAAUAUUGGGAAAAGUUCCAAUUGACAGAGGAUGAGAAUUGUGUUGUUGGCGAUGUGGUGAAUAACGAAGGUGGGGAGGGAUCAACUGAUUUCUUUCGUCAUGCUCUCGUUGGUAAACUCUGUACGGUGAAACCCUUCAAUGUGGAGGCAAUGAAGAAGACCUUAUCGAAUGUUUGGGGGGUUACUGAUGAUAUUUUGAUUCGCUCGAUGGAUACAAACUUGUUCGUUUUCCAAUUUGUAAAAGAGAAGGAUAAAAACAGAGUUAUUGAAGGGAUGCCAUGGUUUUUUGAUGGGAAACUAAUGCUAUUAAAAGACAUUCAGGGUGAGGAACAACCGUCUGAGGUAGUGUUCGAUCGAACUCCAAUGUGGGUUCGACUUUAUGAUGUGCCGUUUAACAAGCGUAACCCUCUGAUCAUGAGUGAAAUUGGAAACAUGCUUGAGGGAUUUAUGGAGUUAGAUGAUACUGAUCCGCUGGGUUGGGGUGAGUUUAUGCGCAUAAGGGUGAUGUUGGAUGUUACGAAACCGCUGAGAUGGGGUUUAUUGGUGGCUGUUGGUAGUGCGACAACCAAAUGGAUCGAUGUUAAAUAUGAACGCCUAUCUGAUUUUUGCUUUUAUUGUGGCAUUCUCGAUCAUACUGAUAGAGAGUGUGAUAAGAAGGAGAUGGAUGGCGAAGAGAUGAAUGAUGUGGUGUACCAAUACGGCCCGUGGUUGAGGGCUUCUCCCCUCAAACUCUCUAAAUUUUCCCUGGCAGCUCGUGAGAAGGAGAAAAAACUCGUGGAGAAAAUAAAUUCUCGCAGGGGUGAUUCAUUAAGGAAGCACAAUUCCCCGAAUGUUAUUCGUCUAGGGCCUAUGAGGCUGCUCGUAAAUUACACUUCGCUUCCCCUAAGAAUAUUGAGGAUUUUGGAGCUAGCAGAUGGAUUUCCUCAAAGUGGGGUUAUAAAGGGUGGUGUUAUUUCUAGAGUGAUGGGGACGGAGAGGAAGGAAGAUAAAAUGGGGAAGAAGGGGAGCUCGGGUUGGAAGAGAAAGAUGGUUCAAAGAGGGGAGGGUAUUGGAGAAGGGGGACAUAAGCAAAAUGAGUUCGAUACUACAAUGCUGGACGUGGUGAGUAAUAAACGGGCUGCUGGUGAGAUAGAGGAGAAGUGUAGUGGGAAGGGUUUUGAAAAACGUGUCAAGUAUGAUGGUGUGAUGGUUGGGGACAACGAAAUCCAAGUAGGAGGUGUUGGCAGGGGCCAAACCUCCGAAGAGCAAUGA
Messenger RNA from Chenopodium quinoa (quinoa), 1269 nucleotides. RefSeq lists its product as uncharacterized. Lineage: Eukaryota; Viridiplantae; Streptophyta; Magnoliopsida; Caryophyllales; Amaranthaceae. The record is from RefSeq and is a predicted model, not a curated record. The transcript is spliced from 2 exons. The coding region runs from base 1 to 1269 and encodes 422 amino acids.